UGAUUCUUCAACAAAACAUUCAUCGAUUCCCAAGACUUGCUCCAUUUCCUGCAGAUUAUCACAAUACACAAUCAUCCAUCUCACUUGCUCUCCACUCUCACUCUACCCACCACUUUUCUCUCUUUCUCACUCCUCCUUUGCCUUUGCCUUUGCCCUAGGGUUUGCAAUCAUAACCACCCCCCCCCCCUCUCUCUCUCUACCUCUUCUAGAUUCAAUUUUUUGAUUUCAAUUUCAUCCCAGCUUCUAAUGGAAAAGCAUUGAAUUGGACUCUAACCCUAGCAAACCCUGUUGGAUCAGUGAAAUUCUGGAUCGGGGAUAGAAUGGGAAGGUGUAUAAAACUUGGAUUAAGCUUGAAUUGGGGAAAGAUCCGCCAGUUUUUAUCUGUCAAUGGAAGUGUAUUGCUGAUUUGAGAAUCUCCCAAGCUGAUAAACAGCAAAAUUCGAUAUCGACAAGAUGCAUUUUGCUAAGCUCGAUGAUUCUCCUAUGUUCCGCAAACAGAUUCAGACAUUGGAGGAAAGUUCCGAAUCGUUAGGGGAGAGAUGUCUCAAAUUUUACAAGGGGUGUCGGAAAUACACUGAAGGGCUCGGCGAGGGAUACGACGGGGACAUAGCUUUCUCGAGCGCGCUCGAAACUUUUGGCGGAGGGCACAAUGAUCCCAUUAGUGUUGCCUUUGGAGGUCCUGUCAUGACGAAGUUUACCAUUGCAUUGAGGGAAAUCGGAACGUAUAAAGAGGUUCUUCGGUCUCAGGUUGAGCAUACUUUGAAUGAUCGUUUACUGCAAUUUGUGAAUAUAGAUUUGCAGGAUGUUAAGGAAGCACGGAAACGAUUCGACAAGGCUAGUCUUCUUUACGACCAGGCUCGUGAGAAGUUUUUAUCGCUUAGGAAAGGCACGAGAAGUGACGUAGCAAACACGUUGGAGGAGGAACUUCACCAUGCUCGGUCGACUUUUGAGCAAGCACGCUUUAAUCUGGUGACUGCACUUUCCAACGUCGAAGCGAAGAAAAGGUUUGAGUUCUUGGAAGCGGUCAGCGAAACAAUGGCAGCUCAUCUUCGGUAUUUCAAACAGGGUUACGAACUCCUGCAUCAAAUGGAACCGUACAUUAACCAGGUCUCAACUUAUGCGAAGCAAUCGAAAGAGAGAUCUAACUACGAGCAGGCCGCACUUAACGAGAGGAUGCAAGAAUACAAAAGACAGAUCGAUAGAGAGAGCCGAUGGUCUUCGAAUGGCGCCAACGGCUCUCCGAACGGAGACGGAAUCCAAGCCAUCGGGAGGAGUUCGCAUAAGAUGAUCGAGGCCGUCAUGCAAUCCGCCGCCAAAGGAAAGGUUCAAACUAUACGUCAAGGCUAUCUCUCGAAACGAUCGUCAAACCUCAGAGGUGAUUGGAAAAGACGAUUCUUUGUUCUCGACAGCAGAGGAAUGCUUUAUUAUUACCGCAAGCGAAGCAGCAAACCUUCCGGAUCGAGCACCCAACUUUCUAGCCAAAGGAAUAGCUCUGAACUCGGCUCUGGACUGCUCAGCCGAUGGCUAUCGUCGUCUCAUCACCAUCACGGCGGAGUACACGACGAGAAGUCCGUCGCUCAUCACACUGUAAACCUGUUGACGUCGACGAUAAAAGUCGAUGCCGAUCAGUCCGAUUUAAGAUUCUGCUUCCGGAUCAUUUCCCCGACGAAGAACUACACACUGCAGGCGGAGAGUGCCUUGGAUCAAAUGGAUUGGAUCGAAAAAAUUACCGGCGUAAUUGCAUCUCUACUGAGUUCUCAGGCUCCCGAGAGGUGUUUACCUGUGAGUCCAAUGGGAAGCGGCCAUCACCGAUCGACCAGCGAGAGCAGUUCGUUCGAGAGCGCCGAUUUCGAUCACGGAGCCGUCGACGAAUAUGCGGCGGAGAGAUUCGCCUCUUUGCAUAUGGACCGUCCUAUGCGAAGCUCGAUGCAGCAAAGAACGGGUCCGAAAAGCGAGAAGCCAAUCGACAUUCUGAGGAAAGUAUGCGGCAACGAAAAAUGUUCGGAUUGUGGCGCUCCCGAACCCGACUGGGCGUCGUUAAAUUUGGGCGUGCUCAUUUGCAUCGAAUGCUCGGGCGUCCACCGUAAUCUCGGCGUGCACAUCUCUAAGGUAAGAUCGCUGACUCUCGACGUUAAAGUUUGGGAGCCGUCUGUCAUCAAUCUAUUUCAGUCUCUCGGGAACACAUUUGCGAAUUCCGUUUGGGAAGAAUUGCUGACGCAGUCGAAAGACGUGUUUGAAGGAGAUCUCGGCAAGACGGGGAAACCCGGCCCCGACGACUCGAUUUCUACCAAGGAGAAGUUUAUUCACGCGAAGUACGCCGACAAGCUCUUCAUCCGGAAGCCCGCCGACGUUUAUUCGGUGGCACAACAAAUGUGGGACGCCAUUCGCGGGAACGAUAAGAAAGGAUUAUAUGGGUUAAUAGUCGGCUCGGAGAUCGACAUAAACGGAAUCUACGUACACGGAUCGUCGGGGAAUAAUUCUUCUCUCACCCUCGCCCGAGCGAUGCUAUUGCAAGAGCACACGGCGAUCGAUCCGUACUCCGGUUGCUUGGAUCCCGACAUAUUGCGCAAGACGUUCUCGGGUUCUUCGAAUUUUCCGGGCGAAGGUAUCGUCGGCGAUUUUGAUCUCGAUGGGUGCUCGUUGCUUCACCUAGCUUGCGAGAUCGCCGAUAUUGGUAUGAUCGAGCUUCUUUUGCAAUACGGAGCGAACAUAAAUGCUUCGGAUUCGAGAUCCCGCACGCCUCUUCAUCGUUGUAUCGUCAGACGUAGAGGCGCGUUAGCUAAGCUUCUCUUGACGAGGGGGGCCGAUCCUCGGGCAGUCGAUGGCCAAGGCAAAACCCCGCUACAGCUGGCGGUGGAGUCGAAUUUCGACGACGGUGAGGUUCUCGCAUUACUUUCGGAUUCGCACGAAUAACGACGAUCGAUUAAGGGCCGGCAUUGUGUAUCGGUAAUCUUCGAUGUGCUACGAACCGAACCCGGUGUAAAUUACGCGUAUCGAAUGUAGCUUUUGCAACGGAGAGUCUACACGGCCGUGUUGCGAAUUUGCUUAGCGGCGUGCAACGGAGAUGUGCCGUCGUCGUCGUCGUGUUCUUCGAGUCUUCUCUCUCUUUUAUUAUAUAUAUAUUUUGUAUGUAUUUAUGUAUGUAUGUAUGUAUACAUAAGUGUUGAGGUUGUGAUGGGAGUGAGGCAUUGUUGGUGUUU
Molecule: messenger RNA, 3200 nt
Organism: Andrographis paniculata
Lineage: Eukaryota; Viridiplantae; Streptophyta; Magnoliopsida; Lamiales; Acanthaceae
Product: ADP-ribosylation factor GTPase-activating protein AGD3
Exons: 20
Coding region: 454-2913 (819 amino acids)
Cellular component (GO): cytoplasm
Molecular function (GO): protein binding; GTPase activator activity
Source: RefSeq, a predicted model, not a curated record